CACACACACACACACACACACACACUCUCUCCUGCUCUCCGAGGGAAGGAGCCGUUUCCAGCAGGGAUUGCAGCUGAGACGUGUGUUUACCGGAAUGAUGCCGUUGUCGCUUGAGUUGCCGCCAUCGCUGUCGCCAUGACGAUGCCGUUCAGCCCCCUCUCCAGCGACGAGGAGCAGCAAAGGAUGCUGGGAAACAGCCGACAUCUCUAUCCAGGGGCGGAAGACGAGGAGGAGGAGGAGGAGGAGGAGGUGGACGAGGACGAGCGCGACGAGGAGGGCGAGGAUGAGGAGAACGGGGAGCUGGGGUUGGAGCAGGAGGACGAGGAGGAGCUGGAGGAGCGGGGGGGGGGCCUGUCGCGGGGGGGCCGCGACCAGGUGCUCCGACAGUCCGGGAAGAUGGCCGCCCGGUCCGCCGGCGGCGACAGGCAGGUCCGCGCCCGGAACCCCGGCCACGCCCCCAACCCCUAUUCGUCUAACCCCGCUCCCGCGCACCAGGCGGCGGCGGCGGCCAAUCAGCAGCAGCCUCAGCAGCAGCAGCGGCGGCUGAAGGAGCGAGGCCCCGCCUCCGCCCCGUCUGAGGACGCCCACAUCGCCAUGAUGGUGUUCCGCAUCGGCAUCCCCGACAUCAAGCAGACGGUCAGUACGCCUCCAACCGAUGUUACUCCACUUUAACCCCCACCCCUCCUCCUCCCACCUCCACCUCCUCCUCCUUAUCUUACCCAUACAUACACACACAGACCCAUACACACACAAAGACACACGUACCAACACAGAGACACACACGUACAUACACAGACACACACACACACACACGUACACACACAGAGACACACGGACACACACACACACAGAGACACACACACACACACACAGACACACACGUACACACACAGAGACACACGUACACACACACACAGAGACACACGUUCACACACAGAGAAACACGCACACAGAGACACAUGUACACACAGAGACACGCACACACACUUUGCACUCACAGCAGAAAUGUAAAUCUCAAAUACUUGGCAGCGUAGCAGUGUAGAGUGAAAGAUCUAAGGGGGGGAGACGAAGUCUCUCAAGGUGACCUCAACACACACACACACACACACACACACACACACACACACACACACACACACACACACACACUCCCGAAACCUCUUAAUUCCCAGCUUUCUCAGAACAAGAGGCUCUUCUCUGGAAGUGUCAGUGCCCAUUUGAGAGGCUCCCGUCUUCCCUCACCAGUCCUUCCCCACGGCAGUGUCAACACCGUCCAGAGGUGGACGGGUUAAUGCUCAGGAAAAUAAGAGGAGAGUUUGGGAAGAGCACACACUAGCGCUUGGCAUUGUCACAAAGUAAUUCUCCCUGAUCAAGCGGGGUAUUAAUAACUCGUCAUCCACCUGUCUCUGCU
Gadus macrocephalus (Pacific cod) is the source of this 1411-nucleotide messenger RNA. It is a transcript of the gene shank1, whose product is annotated as SH3 and multiple ankyrin repeat domains 1. NCBI's taxonomy places the organism in Eukaryota, Metazoa, Chordata, Actinopteri, Gadiformes, Gadidae. The transcript has 2 exons. The record is from RefSeq and is a predicted model, not a curated record. The coding region runs from base 136 to 672 and encodes 178 amino acids.